Molecule: messenger RNA, 2097 nt
Organism: Alosa sapidissima (American shad)
Lineage: Eukaryota; Metazoa; Chordata; Actinopteri; Clupeiformes; Clupeidae
Product: E3 ubiquitin/ISG15 ligase TRIM25-like
Exons: 6
Coding region: 180-1598 (472 amino acids)
Molecular function (GO): zinc ion binding
Source: RefSeq, a predicted model, not a curated record
AAUUCUGCCAUCUUGUAGAACUUUUUUCUGUAGAAUUCUGCCAUCUUGCUCUGUGCCUUUAAGGUUUGUGUCCACACAGAACCAGGAAGAAACAAACACUAACCAACUCCCACUUCUGAUGAAACGAAACCUAUUUAGCUUUGCUUGCAGCCAUCGCAAGUGUUUGUUUAUAAGGAGAAAUGGCGACUGCUUCAAUGUUUCAGGAUGAGUUCAACUGUUCUAUAUGUCUGGAUCUACUAAAGGACCCGGUGACUAUUCCUUGUGGACACAGUUUCUGUCUGAACUGCAUUACAGGCUGCUGGGAUCAAGAAGACCAGAAGGGUGUUUACAGCUGCCCCCAGUGCAGAGAGACUUUCACUCCAAGGCCUGUUCUUUAUAAAAACACAAUGAUGGUUGAUAUGUUAGAGAAACUAAAGAAGACAGAACUCCGAUCUAAUGUCACAGUUUCUUCUGACGCCAAACCAGGCGAUGUGGAGUGUGAUUUCUGCACUGGGAUAAAACAUAAAGCCAUCAAGUCGUGUCUUUCAUGUCUGCUUUCCUAUUGUGAAGUUCACAUCCAGCCUCACUAUGAAGUGCCUCGUCUAAGCAAGCACAAGCUGGUGAAUGCCACCUCGCAGCUACAAGACAGGAUCUGCACUCAGCACGACAGGAUUAUUGAGUUGUUUUGUCGCACAGACCAGCAGUUAAUCUGUAUGCUCUGUUCCAUGGACGACCACAACGGGCAUAAGACUGUCUCAGCUGCUGCCGAACGGACUGAGAAACAGAAGCAGCUGGUGAAGUUGAAGGGAGAUAUCCCCAGUCAGAUCCAGCAGAGGGAGAAGGAGGUGGAGGAGGUUAAACAGGCUCUGAAGUCACUGCAGGCCUCUGCACAGGAAGCUGUUGAGUACACUGAUCACAUCUUCACUGAGCUGAUCAGCUUCAUGCAGAAGCGCUCUGAGGUGACCGAGUCGAUCAGAGCUCAGGAGAGGGCAGAGGUGAGUCGAGCUGAAGGACUCCUGGAGCAGCUGGAGUUGGAGAUCACUAAACUGAAGAGCAGAAAUGCUGAGAUGGAGAAACUUCAGCCAAUAGAGGACCCCAUUGAUUUCAUUCAGAGUUUCCAAUCACACUUCACUUCCUCAACUGUGGCUGAGACCCUUCCCAAGGUGACUUUUGAAUCCCAGUUCUCCUUCCAUGAAGUAAUGAAAUCAGUGUCUCCAUCUCUGAGAGAGAAAACAAAAGAGUUUCACCAGGCAGUAUUCAAAGUCACAGGUCUCAUGGUCAUGGACACAGUCAUACUGAAGACUCCUGAGACCAUUUCCAAGAGUUGUCGUCCAUAUCCGCCACAGUCAUUAAAUUUUAAUAGGUUUGGUUCAAAUCCGGCCACAGGCUUUGCACCAAGUGCUGGAACAAUUUUUGGUGAACCUUCCAGACCAUUUGGCCAUUCAUUUGGACAUGCUGCAAGUAGUUGCGGUUAUGACCACAAUUAUACCAUCCCUGUCGAUGGUGUGGGCGUGCUAAAAGCUUUGAAUGGGCCAGAUAACAUGACUGUUGACUUUCCUGAGCUCCAGGGUUGGAAGGGGAGUUCAUCGAAGCUGGAACUGGUACUUCUGAUCAAUUAAGAUUCAUGAUCCCUUACGUGUUUACUUACUAUGCCAUUUAUUUUUGAUCAACUGAUCAAUACUUUGCUGUUACUCUAUGUAAAUAAUAUUCCUCUGGUUACGGAACAUUGUCUUUUAUUUUAUGUAAUGUUAUGCACAGGUGCAGAGUUCACAUAAUGUCACAGACACGUCACCUUUGCAGUUUCACAGUAAGGGAACUCAAUAAAAUGUGUAACAUAUGAAAGUAUUUGCAAUUACUUUUGUUGGUCAUGGAGUUGUAUUUCAAGAAGACAUAUUAUUUGUUCCAGUGAAAUAAUUAAAUUGUUCUUUGAAUUGAUUGGUAUUAAGUUAGGAUACCAGGGACAUGAUCCCAGGAAUUGGAUGCCUCUUGCACAAUGUGCUUAAUCGCCAUGUGCAGCCUAGCAGAUGAAUAUAUGGAUAUUCAAAAUACUCCCUGAUUGCCUUUUUGUGUGUCUUGCUGAUUAUAUCCACUGACUUGAUGAAAUAAAAUAAAUCAAAA